AGUUUCGUUCGGUAGUCGCACGAUUACUGACUGUUUUGGGGUAAAAAUGUCUAGUGGAGUGUGGAAAGAGGGGAAAAACUGUGAGCUUCGAGAAUGAUAGGAGGAAUUACUGAUAACGGGCGAGCGCCAGUGAUUUUUUCAUCACAGAAAAAGUUAUUUGAAAAAAAAAUGAUUGGUGACGAGACACAGACCACGAUGCACUUACAAAGGUCAUGGCGCAUAAUCUCGUGCUGUGAUGAUGUUUUUUUUUUUCGGGUGAGGAAAAUCGGGAACUUUGUGAGGAAAUCACGCAGAGUAACGCAAGACAUUUGUGUUCUAUAAAAAAUAACCCAAAGGCUGGCGUGAUGGAAAUAUUUUAGUUUUAACCGGACUUCCUUUGGGAGUGGAAGUGAAAGUUGAGAAAAUGCAGAGAAAAUCAAUUGCAACGGUUGAUGAGGGUGCAACGAAGGAGCCUCAUUUGUUCCUCAAUGUUACCCCAAAUUGUGAUGUUGAUGCUGUGAGUGAGUCUCCAACGGAAAAGGAAUUAGGACAGCGGAUAAAACAUGGAAACUGUCGCACGGCUCUUUGGGGAUUUUUCUCCGAUUACUGCUACAACAGCACAAUCCACGGGGUGAAGUACCUCGGUGAGAGACGAAGGCCAUGGAUUGAGAGAGUUUGGUGGGGGAUUGCCUUUGGAUUUUCAAUCUUCCUUUGCGCCAGCUUCAUUUGGUCAUCGUGGAAGAGAUGGCAACAAAGCCCGGUAAUUGUUACAUUUGCCGACAAAUCCACUCCAAUUUGGCAGAUUCCAUUCCCAGCUGUUACCAUUUGCCCAGAGACCAAGGUGACGAUUGAAUUUCUCAAUUUUACCAAAUCCUACAAUCUUUACACUGAGGGUGGAAAUGAUAAUCUCACAGAAGAUGAACAGAAUAUUCUGAAGACGGUUUAUCAAACAUGCGACUUCAACCUCCUCGAACCAACAACAUUCAGUUCGGACGACCAAGUCUUUGCUAACAAUAGUUUUGCCGAAACACUAAAACAAAUAACGCCGCAUGAUUUAUUCUUCUUCUGUCGUCACAAUAACUCAACAUCAUGCCGUCAUUUUGCUCCUAUUCUCACAGACGAAGGCAUCUGUUUCACCUUUAACAUGCUAAAUGGUUCGGAAAUUUAUCGGGAAUCAGCUCUGCAUACCGGAUACGAUUACCCAAAGCAUGAGAAUGAAGCUAAAUUUUGGUCUUUGGAAGAUGGAUAUGAAAGCGAUGCUCCAAUGCACACAUACCCACAUCGAGCUCUAGGGGAUGGCGUCCGGAGUGGACUCUACACGUGGCUUUAUCUCUCAAAGGCAGACUACGACUACCUCUGCAGAGGAUCUAUGCAGGGCUUUAAAGUCCUUCUUCAUUCUCCAGAUGAAGUCCCUCAAGUUGCUAAGCAUUACUUUAGACUUGCUAUGAAUCAGGAGAUAACUGUCUCCGUAAAACCAAGUAUGUUUACUACGUCAGAUGGUCUGAGGGAAUAUGAUCCGAUCAGAAGACAGUGCUUCUUCAAUCACGAACGGGAAUUGAAGUUCUUUAAGAUCUACACCCAAAGGAAUUGCGAACUAGAAUGUGUGUCCGUUUUUACGAAGGAGAAAUGCAGUUGUGUUAAAUUCUCCAUGCCACGUGAGGCAGAUACUCCAAUCUGUGGAGCUGCUAAGGUAGCCUGCUACAUGGAAGCUGAAUAUGAAUUGCUUCAAAUGGAAAUUGCAAAGGAUUUGAAUAAAAGCAGCAAAGCCUCAAGAUGCAACUGCCUACCUGCUUGUACGUCAAUUGUAUAUGAAGCUGAAACAUCCCCAACGGAAUUGAAGUGGAAGAAACUCCUGAAUGCCCAUAAUAUUCCAGAAGAGUACUUUUCAGAAUUCCAAUCAGUUACUCUAUCGAUCUUCUUCAAAGACACACAGUUCAUCACAUCGAAGCGAUCAGAAUUGUACGGCUUGACAAAUUUCAUUGCAAACUGCGGUGGAAUUUUAGGGCUCUUUAUGGGAGUUUCUUGGCUAAGUAUUAUUGAGAUAAUUUACUUCUGCAGCAUUCGCUUGUUCUGCAAUCUUCGGAUGCGAAGAAGAAGCAAAAAUCUGAGAACAAAUCUCGUUAUUCAAAAGCCGCCUAAAGCUGUUGUUUAAUAUUUAUUUCUAUUGAUGCCUGUUGAGCUAUUAUUUUUCUUUGUUAGAAACAAGCUUUUAAGCUAAUAUAAACAAGAUUAUUUUUUUUACAUGGUCCAAUCUCAACUAUUAUUUUUUUUAUUUUUAAUGAUCUCAUACAAAAAAUAAAUCAACGAGUAAACACUAAGCAUGGUAGAUUCUAAGCCAAAAAAAUUGUUUGCGAAUUUGCUCUAAUUACUGUUCUUAUAAAAUUUUUCUUACAUAAAAAAAAUGAUUAAGAUAGUAAAUUUUUCUUUUAAUGCACUUCUUUAUAAUUCCAUUUACGUCUUUGUAAAAUUUGUUCUUCUUACUGCUUUUUCAUUCAAAUUUUUUGAUAAUAAACGAAAGUAAGUUAACUAUGUUUUAUUAUUGAAUGAAAUACUAUAAAUUUUUUUGUUUAAUAAACUCCACAUAAAAAUGAAA
Messenger RNA from Lutzomyia longipalpis, 2572 nucleotides. RefSeq names its product pickpocket protein 28-like. The transcript is spliced from 6 exons. Gene Ontology annotation, cellular component: membrane. Lineage: Eukaryota; Metazoa; Arthropoda; Insecta; Diptera; Psychodidae. Bases 404 to 2131 code for a protein of 575 amino acids. Gene Ontology annotation, biological process: sodium ion transmembrane transport. The record is from RefSeq and is a predicted model, not a curated record. Gene Ontology annotation, molecular function: ligand-gated sodium channel activity.